AGGACAUUCAACCGCACCAUCCACAACAUGAUGAGGCCAGGCGGAUUCAGUUUGCCAGCUACUAACGCGUGGGACUCCGCCAUUAUCCUAUCUCUAGGUGGGCGCGGCCCACGAAGGUGUCCGUCCGAGAAGGGUGGUGCAUUCAAGGUGGGUACAUAGUCCCCACGCAGGUUUGUAUAUUUCCCUUUAGUUGUCUUGCCAUCUACCUCCAAUCUGUUACACAAGUGUUCAGUCAUUUCUUGUCUUCUUCGAAUCUAAACUGCCAAAAUGGGAUCAGUUGAGAACGCUUGGCGGGUGCUGGACGUUGCCAUUAUUGGAGGCGGAAUUGGAGGUUUAUGCGCUGCGAUUUCACUUCGAAGGGCGGGCCACAAAGUAACAAUCUACGAGCGAGCAGAUUUUGCUGGAGAAGUUGGCGCCUCAAUUAGUUGCGCGGCAAACGGCACGAGAUGGCUUGAAAGUUGGGGCGUGGACAUCCCAAAGGGGAAACCUGUGGUUCUCAAGAAGCUCAUCUCCCACGACUGGAAGACGGGUAAUGAUGUGAACAUAUACGAUCUUGCGGAUUACAAGGAAAGAUGGGGAUAUGUCUACAACAUGUUCCACAGAGUCGAUAUGCAUGCAAUGUUGAUGGAGACGGCCGUGGGCGAGUCUGGAGAAGGCAUCCCGUCUAUUCUCAAGGUCAACCACAAAGCCUUGGAGAUCAACCAUGAAGCAGGCAUCAUCAGUUUCGAAAAUGGUAUGCAAGCUAAGCAUGACUUGAUCGUUGGAGCCGAUGGGAUUGGAUCUUUAGUACGACAGACAUUAGGCAUCAUUCCCGACAGAAAACAGUCGACUUCUCACUGUCUUCACUGCAUCAUUGCUACGGAGGAUAUCCACAAACUCGGUCUUCACGACUAUUCUCCAAACGAAUCAAUCGAAUACUGGGGUGGCCAAGGGAUCGACAAGAUUGUUUUCUCGCCAUGUCGUGAGGGACAACUCCAUUCAUUCUACUGUUUUUUUCCAGUUGAAAAGGCCAAGAAUCCUGGUGAAGGAUGGAGUCACCAGGUUGGCGUGGACGAACUCCUCGAGCCUUUCGGAACGUUGGACCCAGACCUUUUGGCAUUGUUCAAGAACUCCACGGAUAUCAAACCCUGGCGGUUAUUUGUUCAUCAACCAUAUCCCCACUGGCAGUCAGGAACAACCUGUAUCAUGGGCGACGCCGCACACCCAAUGAUGCCCGACCAAAGUCAGGGCGCAUGUCAAGCGAUUGAAGACGCUGCGGCCCUUGGUCUUGUUUUCAGCAAGGAUUAUUCUUUCACAAACACCGCUGAAGACAUCAGCAAAGGACUUCAAGUUUAUGAGCAAGUCCGCAAACCUCGUGCAACUCGUGUCCAAGAAGCCAGUGCAAGGGCGAGAGUAAACAUCACAGAGCGUAUUGGCUUCUCAAGUAAUACGUCAAAUCCUUUAUACAAGGUGGUGGAUGAGAAUAAGAAGUUGACCAUAGAAGAGAUGAACGAGUAUGAUAUGCCUGCGGAUGUGAAGAAGAAGGCUGCGGCAGCUGGGGUUGAGUUGAGGGUUGGUUUGUGAUUCUGCAAUAGAUCAAGUUUAAUUUAUACCCUUUGAACCGAAA
Messenger RNA from Hyaloscypha bicolor E, 1606 nucleotides. Its product is annotated as FAD/NAD(P)-binding domain-containing protein. The record is from RefSeq and is a predicted model, not a curated record. The transcript is spliced from 3 exons. The coding region runs from base 268 to 1563 and encodes 431 amino acids. Gene Ontology annotation, molecular function: FAD binding; monooxygenase activity. Lineage: Eukaryota; Fungi; Ascomycota; Leotiomycetes; Helotiales; Hyaloscyphaceae.